AUUUAAAUAUCGCUAAUUAGAUAAAAUGGAGAAAGCCAUCUCAGGAGACUCUGAAUCAGAGGUACUAAUCUACCUACUUGUCAAUCCAAGAAGUGGAAGCAGAGAAGGGAGGUCAUACACAGAGUUAGAUGCUAACCACUUUCAAUAUGAGCUGAAUAACGGAGAUACAUGUGAGCUAAAUAUUAUCAAUAUUUUGAUGAAGGAUUCUAUGAAUGAAUUUAAAUAAAUCAACACAUGAAAAAUCUCAAAUUCUUAAUGACGAGAAAGCCUCUAAAACUCUUCAAAAGAUUAUAGUAGUUAUUGUUGGAGGAGACGGAUCAUUUAUGAACAUUCUCAAAGAAAUGGAAGAUUAUGGAAUCAUCCUCGAAACAAUAAUCUUUACUCAGUUUCCAUUUGGCACAGCCAAUGAUUUAGGGAGAGCUUUUAAAUGGGGAGCUUCUCCCUCACGUAAGAUGAAAAAUGAUCUUAACUAUCUGUGAAAUAUUCUUUGCUCUGCAAAAGAAACCGGAUUUGAUAUUUGGGAAAUAAAUAUACACACAGACGAGAUAAACGGUGAUAUUGAAAGUGUUGAUGGAAAUGAACUCGUUUCUCAAGAAACCAAAACUUUUACUAAACUGAUGUGCCACAGCUUCUCCUUUGGACUUGAUGCUCGAAUUGGUCUCAACUUCGAGAAAAGAAGAACAAGAAACAGAUGAUGAAAUAAUAUAAGAUAUGGCCUUGAAGGAUUAAAAAGAGUAUUCUGAUGCUGCUUUUACCGAAGAACCCUUAAGAUUUAGAGAACUUUUAACUAAGUUUUCGCAAAGUUCACGCCAAAGCGACCCUGAAUUUUUUAAAUCAAUGCAAAGUGAUGAUUUUGAUGUAAGUGACUCAGAGAAGCAGCCUAUUCGACAAGAAAGGCUAAAUACAUUAGAGUUCACAAUAGGUUCUAACAGAGAUGAGGAAAACACUUAUUAUAUUCGAGGAAACCCAGUUUCUUUAUAUUGUACAAAUAUUGCUGUCUUAAUGGGAGGUAGAAAUAAUAUCUGGAGAGGAGGAAGAAACAGAAGUGGAAUCACUGACAAAUCUGGAAGACCUAUUGACCCAAGAGUUUUCAAUGAUGCAGUUGCUUAUAAUGAUGGGAAAUUAGAAUUUACUACCUUCUCAUCAAUGUUUCAUCUAAUAUUCCAGAAGUCAAGAAGAUUGAUGCAAUCUGGUGGACCUUUUAUUUUUGAAUUUGAUGAAUACAGAAAGAAUGAAAAAGAAGAAGAGAAAGAAAAGUUAGAGCCCCAGAGAACAUACAUUAAUAUUGACGGGGAGUUUUAUAGAGUUUCGAAUAUCAGAAAGUUGACUAUCUCAAAAUACUUCAAAGAAAAGCAACUAAGGAUUCUUGUCAAUGAAAAAGGAUCAGGUUCCAAAUAAAUUAAUGAUGUCUAAAACCUCAAUCUA
Molecule: messenger RNA, 1425 nt
Organism: Moneuplotes crassus
Lineage: Eukaryota; Ciliophora; Spirotrichea; Euplotida; Euplotidae
Source: the annotation of a GenBank genome assembly